AUGGAAGUGAGGAAUACUCAAGGUGCCGUACAUCGUUUCAUACAUCUCAUCAGUGGUCUGAGCUGGUCUCAAAAAAUGCCUUCCGACUCACGCUCACGGUCUAGAAGCAGAUCCACAACGAAGCAGAGCACGACACCUAGUAUUUGUACCGAAUCCGCCAUCUCCACAUGGCACUUCAUUCUACCCUUCCUCCUCCUCGUCAUCAUCGGUCUCGCUGGCGUCUACUUGAUACCCGUCUUCACAUACAGCAACGGACAAAGAACAUGGGAUAUAGGUGCAUGGGGUUAUACGGAACGUGGUAAUCCACAUAUUCGAUUCACGUCCUUACCGUAUCCCACACCCGGCGAAUGGCCCAUCGCAGUCAAACACGCUCCAGUCAUUCUUCUCCUUCACUUCAUCCUGGGUGUAUUCCUUCUAGCCUACAUUUUCAUUCUAUGUAUCAUCGCAAUGGCCACCGAAGCUCGCAAGAGAGGUCGUGUCGUACGAAUGCCACCCGUUUGGGUCAGACUCAUCGCGGCGAUACUAACGUUAAUGGUGCUCGUCGCCGCCGGAGGGGAUUUGGGCUAUUGGGUCGGCACUCAAAAUCAAGGAAUUGAUUUCAAGCUUGCGGUUCUCGGGUGGUUCGUUUUCGUUUGCGGCAUUUUGUUCGGGUUGGGGUGGUUGGCGGUCCAGCUUCAAGCGAUGAGGCUACAAAAGGAAGCUGAGAGAAGCGCAGCGCGCUCGGCCAGUCGACAACGGACAUAA
This is a messenger RNA of Tremella mesenterica DSM 1558, 744 nucleotides long. RefSeq lists its product as uncharacterized. The transcript has 3 exons. NCBI's taxonomy places the organism in Eukaryota, Fungi, Basidiomycota, Tremellomycetes, Tremellales, Tremellaceae. Bases 1 to 744 code for a protein of 247 amino acids. The record is from RefSeq and is a predicted model, not a curated record.